GGUGUUGAAGGCCGCCAGCAGGAACAGAUGAUGAGAUACCAGCUGUUGGGCGGUAAUGUUGUGUACCUGGGCUGUACCGUGCUGUACCGCCACACCUGCCACCCCUUACACACCUGCCACCCCUCGCCCCGGACCUGGCUCCCCAGUCCUCACUCUUAGAUUUUGAUUAUGGCACUGACUCGAAAAUUUGGACAAUCUAUUCUGCAUGCGAGGAGGCGCCUACUGCACACAACAGUAAAUGGAUUAGUCAAACAAACGAAUUAUGCAGAAGAUAUUGACCCACAGCAAUUUGCUCUUCUUGAUGAGCCGUGUAUCUUGGUGGAUGAGAAUGACACAAAUAUUGGCUCGGCUUCCAAACGCGACUGUCAUUUGAUGCAGAAUGGAACAAGUCUUCUUCAUCGAGCCUUUAGUGUCUUCCUGUUUAAUUCUUCUGGUGAACUUCUGGUACAUCGUCGCUCUGAUGCAAAGAUAACAUUUCCAGGUCAUUACACAAACACUUGCUGCUCUCACCCACUUCACAUUCCACAAGAAACUAUCGAAGAAGACGCCUGGGGUAUCAGAAAUGCUGCUCAGAGACGCUUAGAAUUUGAGCUGGGAGUUCCUCCAGAGCAAGCAAUGCCACAAGACUUUACCUAUCUUACUAGGAUUCAUUAUGCAAGUCCAUCAGAUGGAGUGUGGGGAGAACAUGAGAUGGACUACAUUUUGUUUCUAAGAGGAGACGUUUCCGUUAAUCCAAAUGAGAAUGAAGUGCAAGAUGUGAGAUACGUGAAGCGAGAGAACUUCGAUACAUUUUUAUAUGGACUGAGGGAGAGUAAAAUUCCCAUUACCCCGUGGUUUUAUCUUAUUGCACAGAAGUUCCUCCCAUUGUGGUGGAAUAAUUUGGAUAACCUUGACAAGUUCACGGAUCAUCACCAAAUACAUCGUAUGCUAGAUUAACAUUUUAAUGGUUAUUUCUAGAAGCAUUUUCAUAUAGAAACUAAGGUAGCAACCAUAAAACUGGCCUUAAUAUUCAUUAUGUGGGCUAGCUAUUGUAUGUCAGCCCAUCUCCUGUUUUGGUA
Molecule: messenger RNA, 1058 nt
Organism: Procambarus clarkii (red swamp crayfish)
Lineage: Eukaryota; Metazoa; Arthropoda; Malacostraca; Decapoda; Cambaridae
Gene: Idi
Product: Isopentenyl-diphosphate delta isomerase
Biological process (GO): isopentenyl diphosphate biosynthetic process; isoprenoid biosynthetic process
Cellular component (GO): cytoplasm
Molecular function (GO): isopentenyl-diphosphate delta-isomerase activity
Source: RefSeq, a predicted model, not a curated record